UAGCACGUCACCUCGCCUUCCCAAAUUUUCUCCUUCUGCAGUUCGAAUCCAAAACAUCUAUCUAUAGUGCAAGAGAACGGGGAGAAAGAUGUUUAACUCGGUUAAUCUGGGCAACUUCUGCUCACAGACGCGAAAAGACAGGACUUCCGAGUUCGGAGACAGAGCGAGCUGUGCGUCCAACCUUUACCUCCCCAGCUGCACCUAUUACGUCCCUGAAUUUUCUGCCGUCUCUUCGUUCCUGCCACAGGCCCCGUCUAGGCAAAUCACCUACCCUUACUCCACGAACCUCUCCCAAGUGCAACCGGUUCGGGACGUUUCUUACGGUUUGGACCCCUCAACUAAGUGGCACCAUAGAGGGAACUAUGCGUCCUGCUACUCAGGGGAGGAACUGGUACAUAGAGACUGCCUUCCGCCAUCGUCCACCAUGACAGAAAUGCUGAUGAAAAACGAAAGUGUCUACAGUCAUCACCAUCAUCAACACAACCACCCAAGCUCCAACCACCUAUCCACGGGCUUUUAUUCGGGUGUGGGGAAAAACCACGUUCUUCCGCAGGGCUUUGACCGUUUUUUCGAAAGCACACACAACGCGACGGAUAACAGCUCGACAGAGAACUGUGCUCAGAACGGCGACUCCAGUAAACUGGAUUCGGCGUCGCAGCCGCCUGCCGCCCUCCUCCACAGUGCCACAGACCCCGAGAAAGACCCCGAGAAUGAAGAGGAAAACAUUAAUUCUGGUUCUUGUGCUUCUUCAUCAGGCAAAAAAGACGACAGCGCCAACAAAACAAGCCACUCGAGUACACCACGCACGAGGAAGAAGAGGUGUCCUUACACGAAGUUCCAGAUUCGAGAACUGGAAAGAGAGUUCUUCUUUAAUGUUUAUAUCAACAAGGAGAAACGGCUGCAGCUCUCCAGAAUGCUAAACCUCACUGACCGUCAGGUCAAAAUCUGGUUCCAGAACCGCCGAAUGAAAGAAAAGAAAUUAAGCCGAGAUCGGCUGCAGUAUUUUGCUGGCAACCCCUUAUUGUGAACUAAACUCUAAACUGGUAGCUUUGGUGAGAAGUAAUCAUCAAUAUUAUCAUCUCUAAAACUGACUUGCCUUUGGAGGACAUGGUCAGAGUCGACUAGCCAAAAACAAGUGUUAGGUAAUUCAUGGGAACGCUGGGACUGGAAAGAAAGAUAAUCAGUUAUUAAUAUCUUUAAUGUUUCCUUGUUUUGUUGAACCAAUAACAAGAACCAGCAUAAAACAAGACCUCCGAGAAAGGUAUCUCUGACAAUAGCAGAGCAGUGAAGGUUAACUAUUCCUUCAGCAUUUUUUCCAAUGAAAGAUUUAUAUUCACGCGUUUGUCACAUUUGGCCAAACAUUUCAAACAUUGUAAUCGCAAGUAGGACAUCAGUAUUUUUAUUUUGUUUGAUUAUAACCUAUUUCGAUUCACUUGUGAAAUUCUGUCUUUCCAGUGACAUUUCUCUCUUUUACCUCUGUAUUUCAUCAUUAACCUUUCUUUGUGAAAAUGAUUUUGCUACAAACUGAACCGACAUGAGGACAGCCUCACAGACCAUUCUUCAUAGAUAUGCAGAUAUAUAAACAUUUUUGCAGCAACCAAGAACUUGGACACGAAUCAUCGGUCCCAAAUUAUUAAUCUCCCUUGAGACUGUAUAUAUAUAUAUUUCAUUUGUUUAUAAAAUGUUAUCACUUAACCUAAUUACUAUCUUUGCAAGAUUUCAGAAAAUAACUUACGAGCUCUAGGGCUACAAGCUCUUUGACUCUAGUGAGCUUUUUGUUAAUUGCUUUCCGUUUACAUGUUAUGCAGUAUGAAGAUAUGACGUUGCAUAGGCCUAUAUGCAUCAAGUGAAAGAAUGUAACAUAAAAAUAAACGAAUAGUGAUUCUUAAAUCAA
This is a messenger RNA of Coregonus clupeaformis (lake whitefish), 1894 nucleotides long. RefSeq names its product homeobox protein Hox-C11a-like. Gene Ontology annotation, cellular component: nucleus. NCBI's taxonomy places the organism in Eukaryota, Metazoa, Chordata, Actinopteri, Salmoniformes, Salmonidae. The coding region runs from base 89 to 1027 and encodes 312 amino acids. The transcript is spliced from 2 exons. Gene Ontology annotation, molecular function: DNA-binding transcription factor activity, RNA polymerase II-specific; RNA polymerase II cis-regulatory region sequence-specific DNA binding. The record is from RefSeq and is a predicted model, not a curated record. Gene Ontology annotation, biological process: anatomical structure development; regulation of transcription by RNA polymerase II.